AGAAGUCCUAGGGUUCUUCUAGAGAGAAGCAUGACCGGCCAUGGAUCCGGGGAAGGCGCCGAUCGAUCGCUACCAGGCAGGUCUGGCGCUCCUCUCCGAUCUACAAGCCGAUGGAUCGUUGGCGGCCGGCAGCGUCGAUGCUUCUCCCAAAAUAUUUCAGCUCCUCCGAGUGGUGCAUGCGAUCGAGAAUGCCGCAUUCUCGCCGAUAGGGAAGGAGCGAGUAGCGAAUUUCAGGGCUGCAGCGCUAACACUAGUAGCUGAUUUUCUCCGCUCGGAUGAGGAUCUUUCGCGUGGUUGCAUCACGUUACUGCGCGCAGGUGUAGGGGCUGCCGAGGAGCUCGAGAAGGUAAAUGAUGAUUUGGCGACUGCAAACGCUAAAGUUGAAGAGCUCCAAGAAGCUCUGGCAAACGAGGUGGCCAGCAAGGAAGCUCUGAUGAAGGAGAAUUUUGUGUUACGAACUCGUCUCCAUGUACAGCAACAAGACCUCUUCCAGCACGACACUCAAAGCCGGGAUGUGGCUCAUCACUUGCAGGCUCUUGGCAAAGACCGGGCUCAAUUAGCUUCAGAGAAAGCAGUACUUGCGGAAGAGUGCAGUGUAAAAUCAGGCAUUCUAGAGCGUCAGGCAACGGCCAUCGCACAACUCAUGGACCAAUGCGAGAAGGAUGCCAAAGAGCGUGACAAAGUUGUCGAGUCCUUGAAGGCUAUCAGUGAAGAAAAACAUGUUUUCGAGGUGAAUCUACGGCAGCACUCGAAGGUUAUCGAGAACUUGAUACACGCAAACGCGGAUCUCAUUGAAACAGCCAACAACUUCAAAGCUAAUCGCGGUUUGUAAAAAGGCAUAUUCGGGAAACUCCAUUUGGUCGUUUCGUCCAUGUAUGGACUUCCUUUACUUUUUUUCGCUGUAUAUGUAUAGCGCGUACAAGGUGGAAGGGAUUUAGGCA
Messenger RNA from Selaginella moellendorffii, 941 nucleotides. RefSeq lists its product as uncharacterized. The record is from RefSeq and is a predicted model, not a curated record. Bases 41 to 832 code for a protein of 263 amino acids. The transcript has 8 exons. Lineage: Eukaryota; Viridiplantae; Streptophyta; Lycopodiopsida; Selaginellales; Selaginellaceae.